Molecule: messenger RNA, 1540 nt
Organism: Trichoderma asperellum CBS 433.97
Lineage: Eukaryota; Fungi; Ascomycota; Sordariomycetes; Hypocreales; Hypocreaceae
Biological process (GO): amino sugar metabolic process; peptidoglycan turnover
Molecular function (GO): ATP binding; phosphotransferase activity, alcohol group as acceptor
Source: RefSeq, a predicted model, not a curated record
AAUUUUCAGAGUAGUAAUCUGACAACGUAUGAUGAUCUCCCAGGCGAUAGGGAUUCGAGAUGGGCUCUGUUGCAAACACUGAUCCAGUAUUGGAUUUGGUUGUUUUGGGCCUGAGCAGUGGAAUUUCCGUGGAGAGCAUAGACUGCGCUUUAUGCCGCUUCAGACAGCAAAACGCGGCAGGGCCUGUCAGCCUGGAGCUGCUGAAAUAUGGAGAGGCGCUACUGGACCCUGAAAUCAAGAAGCGACUGAUGGACAUGGCUCUCCAUGACUUCAACGUACCAGAGCAAGUCGCGGAAAUCAAUGCUAUUCUCGGGGAAGCUUUUGCCACGGCCGGAUUGGAGUUCAUUGCCACCAACAACAUUGAUAAAUCUACAAUAGAUUUUAUCAGUUCUCAUGCACAAGCAACAUGGCGCAUUCCUCAUCCCAUAACACGCCAAGCGAGGACAUCGAUCAGUAUGAACGAAGGCGUCGUCAUUGCUGCACGUACCGGAAUCACAACAGUGACCGAUUUUCGAGUCGGCGAAGUCGCUGUGGGCCAGCCAGGGGCUUCCCUGGCCGACUUUGACGCCCUGCUUCUGCAUCAUCCUACCAAGCUAAGAGCUUGUCAAAACAUUAGCGGCAUCGGCAGCGUAUGCUUUAUCCCCCCAGACAUCGACGGCGAGCUAAAUGACAACUUCUUUUCCUUUGACACGGGCCCUGGAAACAUUUACAUCGACGCUGCUAUUCACCAUUAUACUAAUGGCGCGCAGAGAUACGAUAUAGAUGGCGAAAUAGGCAAGCGAGGAAAGGUUGACGAAGAGAUCGUGGACGACUUCAUCUCCUCUCAUCCUUACUUUCAACGGUCUAUUCCCAAGAGUGCUGGCCGCGAUGAUUUCAGGGCUGUAUUAGCUCAUGAACUUAUAUCAAAAGCAGAAGAUAAGGGGCUUUUACCGGAAGACGUUGUUGCCACGAUCACGAGAAUCACGGCUCAGUCUAUCGUGGAUCAUUAUAAGUGCUUUGCACCAUCACAAAAUAUCGACGAACUGUUCCUUUGUGGAGGCAGCGCAUAUAACCCAAACAUUGUUAAUUUUAUUCAGAAAAACUAUCCUUCGACGAAAAUAUUCACGCUUGACGCUGCUGGUAUCCCGGCCGUUGCAAGAGAAGCAAUCAACCUUGCUUUACGCGGCAUGGACGCAGUUGUUGGCCGGACUGUUCUAACGUCGCACGGCGCUGAGACACGGCAAGAGCAGAUUGUUGGAAAGGUAUCUCCUGGCGAUAAUUAUGAACAAGUGAUGCAGAAGGUGAUGCAAUUCGGAAAAGGCGAAAUGUUAGGGCCUAUAAGAGACUUGGUCAAUGUGGUCAAGGGGGAGGUAAUACCCAACAAGUGGUGAUUUGCAAGGCAACGGUAGAGUUUGAAGAUGCAAUUCAUAUAAAUGGAAUUCGUGAAUGAAAAAUAUAAAUGAACAGGGACAAAAAGAAACAAGAAUACGAAUGUAUAUAGUCAGGGUUUAAAUGAGCACAUAUCUAUUACGCACAUGAGUGCAUAAAGCGUACAAACCAG